Molecule: messenger RNA, 1354 nt
Organism: Drosophila takahashii
Lineage: Eukaryota; Metazoa; Arthropoda; Insecta; Diptera; Drosophilidae
Source: RefSeq, a predicted model, not a curated record
AAAUACAAAUUAUUUAAAAACCAUAAAAUAUCCAAAUAUAAUCGUGAAUAUACGUAAUAAUUAUAUAUCCCGUAAAUCUCAUAAGAAAAUGCCGGAAAAUUGGCAGCGUGAUUUGUUUGUGUAGCUGGAGAGUGCAAUAAGUAACAGUAAGAAAUAACAGUAAGCAACGGAAGAAGCCAAGAUGACGCGCGAGGAAGAGGAAGAGGUGCGCUCUCUGCUCUCCCGCCACCAGGAGCGCAUAAUGCUGGAUCUGGGGAGUACCGAUCUGCUGGCGGUACUGGUCAAGAACUCGGUGCUCAGCCAGUCGGAAGAGGAUCUACUGCUGAAGCCCUACAGUGCAGUUACGCCCACGCCCUCGGCGGCCGCCUCUGCCACAGUGGAGCCUCCUGGCAGUGCACCCUCGCUCACCAAGCGAAAGCUAAGUGCCGUCGCCAGCAGUGGCAGUACGGCCAGCGGGGGCAGUGGGGGCAGCGGGGGCAGUGGAUCCUCCCGCUGCGCCAGCGUCAACGGAGACGCCAACUGCGACAGUCGCUCACUAACGCCCUCUGGCGGGGGACUAUGUUCCGGGCUAAACGACGCCGAAAUCCUGCGACUCCAGUGCUCCAAUCUCAUCGAGAUCAUCGCCAAGAACGGAUUCGAGAAGUUCAAGCAGUUCUGCUACGCCAUCGAGUGCGAGUGUCCGCAGCUCAUCGAGGAUCUAAUUAACGAUCGUCUCAAGACCGAUGCCGCCAAUUUGGAGGACAGUCCCGAUGUGGAAAAAAUCCAAAAGGAAAUCGAAACGAUCGAUUACAUUGACAAGGAAAAGGAAAACGAUCGCAAUCGUCGGGCUGUAAGCUAUGGCGGUGACGUCACCUCCUCCCCCCAUUCGGCCACCAUACCCCGUGCCGCCCCCCGUCGUGUGGCCUUGAUGAAGGACCCACCCCCACCGCCGCCACCCAAGCCGCAGCUGACAUCCAAAGCCGAUUCCAUAGCCCAUUUGGCCAGCAAAUAUCCGCAAUCCGAGUAUAAUCUCAUCCAGAAAAUCGACUCGAACAGCACACUCACUGCUCCGGCGCAAUAUCAGCCGCAGAAUUUCUAUGCGAAUACCGGAACGAUAUCCUCCACCAAUGGCUAUGGAUCGCUGUUGUGUCACGCCAGUUCGACGACCAGUCCGCUGGCGGUCCGGAAGCGGGACAAACUGCUCCAUCGGUUCAGCGAUGCCGCCACCCUGGGCAGGAAGUUGAAGAAAAAGAAGAACACGAAUCGCACCUGCAGAUCCAUGACCGAGGCCAUUGAGAUGCUGGCCGAUCCCGUCAUCGAGGAUGAGUUCUUUCUGGAAAUGCUAUCCAUUGGAAAAUGUGCUCGUGUCCCAUAG